GCGGUUGGAUCGGCAUGGGCAUAGAUGUUGUAGAGCGGUCUCGCCGAGGGCGGGCGGAAGAAUCUCUCCUAGAGCUGGGCGAAUUGGAGGUCAGUGUUUUUCAGGAAGAGGAACACGAUCUUGAGCUUGGGCUUGGAGGAGGCGAGGUGGGAGAAGGAGGAAGGCAGUCAGGCAGAUGCAUCACGAAAGAGGGAGAGGUCCUCGAGCUCAUCGGAGGGGGAGAUUGGGAUGGAGGAGGGACGCGGGGGGAGGAUUCGAGAGUGGGGAGGAAGAGGACUGGGAGAGAGAAGGAGGAUGCCGAUGACGGUGGUCGAGGAACAGUUGGAAUGGAAUGUCGCCGAUGAGGCCUGACUGCCGUUGGUCGGCAUCUCUAUGACUGCUUCAGAUUGAAGAGAGGAAUAAAUAAUGCUGAAAUGG
Messenger RNA from Linum trigynum, 417 nucleotides. Lineage: Eukaryota; Viridiplantae; Streptophyta; Magnoliopsida; Malpighiales; Linaceae. The record is from the annotation of a GenBank genome assembly.